This is a messenger RNA of Rotaria sp. Silwood2, 300 nucleotides long. Lineage: Eukaryota; Metazoa; Rotifera; Eurotatoria; Philodinida; Philodinidae. The record is from the annotation of a GenBank genome assembly.
AUGCUUAAUCAUAAUCAUAAUUUCGUUGUUCUUCAACUUUUACGUCAAUCAAAAUACAAUCAAACUUAUUUAUCUUAUCUUAAUCUUUGGUGUCUUGCAUCACUUAUUCAUAAAUGUCAAACGCAACCAAUAGAUUCAAUUACGAAACUUUUUCAUGUUGUAUUUACUUGUUUAAGCAGUGAUAUUCUAUUACCAAAUAUGUAUGGUUCAGGUAUCAUUGUUCUAUAUGAAAAAGAUCUUGUUGAUUCUACUGAUUACUUAAUUGAUGUACAACAUUCAAUUAUAAUAACUCAUGCUUAG